This is a messenger RNA of Oncorhynchus keta (chum salmon), 1597 nucleotides long. RefSeq lists its product as uncharacterized. The record is from RefSeq and is a predicted model, not a curated record. Gene Ontology annotation, cellular component: nucleus. Gene Ontology annotation, biological process: circadian rhythm; regulation of DNA-templated transcription. The transcript is spliced from 3 exons. The coding region runs from base 350 to 1597 and encodes 415 amino acids. Gene Ontology annotation, molecular function: DNA binding; DNA-binding transcription factor activity. Lineage: Eukaryota; Metazoa; Chordata; Actinopteri; Salmoniformes; Salmonidae.
CAUUGGUGGUGGUUCUAUUCUAUAGGCCGAGGACGCGGGUUCAGGCGAGGUGAGGAGACAAACCAAGUUGAACCUAUGAGUAGCGGCAGUGUUCGCUGAGCAGAAACAAGCGCGAAGCGAACUGGGAGAGACGCGCCCUAUCAUCCAAUCUAUUGAGCAUAUACCGUCUUUCUAAUAACACUUUGGAGGAGAUUCACAUGAAGAAGAGGAACUUAAUCGGGCUAUUUCACUGAGAGAUGGUGGCAUUGCAACGUGAAUCACAGUCACUCGGAGCCAGCAGUCAUUAUCAAAACAACCAGAGAGUGUAUUUCUUAAGUGAGCUAUUAAACGAAACUCAAGCACACAAUCUAUGAGUUUGGCAAUUACCCGAUCACACCAGGGCUAUCCAAGCAUGAAAUACCAUACUAGACCCACCAGUAGCGUCCUCCAGGAUUUGUCUAGUGGUCCCUCCCAUCUGUUGGGACUGGAAGGCCUGGACCCGAGGCCUCUGAGCGAGGCAAUGUCCUUCACUGACGAGGCGGUCUCCAUCCUGACCUCCAGCAGCCAGCUAGCCCGUUCCCUCCUGGGCUGCACCAAUGCCCUGAAGCGGAAAGAAAGCCUAGCCGCCACCGCUAACCAUACCAACGCUAAUGCUAUCUCUAACAAUGACGGUGAGGAUGACUUUGACGAUAGCAACAGUGCUCUGCGCCGCAAACGCGAGUUCACUCCCGAUGAGAAGAAGGACGACGGCUACUGGGAUAAGAGGAAGAAGAACAACGAGGCGGCGAAACGGUCGCGUGAGAAACGACGUGCCAAUGACAUGGUCCUGGAGACGAGGGUUCUGGGGUUGUUGGAGGAGAACGCCCGACUAAGGGCCGAACUCCUGGCCUUCAAGUUCCGCUUUGGCCUAGUCAAGGACAACUCCGACAUAGCCAUAAUGCCGCUGUCCGUGCCUCCACCCAAACAUCUUGAACCGAGGUACUACCUACCCCACGAUGAUGGUUCCUACCCCCAUAACACCCCCGCCACCACCUCCCACCACCAUCCCCACCACUCAUCCUCAUACGAGGUGAGGGGAACUGGGCUGCCAGCAGGGCGUGACGUGGGCAGUAGUAUAUCCGAGGACUCUGGUUUCUCUCCUGGAAGCUCCAACGUGGGCAGCCCUGUGUUCUUUGACGACGGACUAGGGGACCACAGCCGAACAUCCCCCAGAACGGUAGAGGAACAGGGGCGUUAUGAGCCUCGCGCCUCCCUGGAGGCAGAAGGACAGUACCACGGCAGGCAGGACUCUAGCCUACCACACAAACUCCGCUUCAAAACCCCGGUGGAGGUAGCGAAGCUACAGUCGGACCAAACACCCAGAGGAGCCAGGCUGGAUGGUACAGUCAUAGGGGGAGAGGGCCAGGCUGCAUGGCCCAGUGAGGAGGCCCGUGCUGGGCAUGAUCAGCAGCACCACUACUCCCCCUCUGGAGGGUCUGCACACAGCCCCACCACUACCACAGACUCCCAGUAUGUGGCGGAGAAUGGCACCCUCAAAUCCCAGCUCAGCUCUCUAUCGCAGGAGGUGGCCCAGCUCAAGAAGCUGUUCUCUCAGCAGCUGCUCUCCAAACUGGUCUGA